Molecule: messenger RNA, 1680 nt
Organism: Penicillium samsonianum
Lineage: Eukaryota; Fungi; Ascomycota; Eurotiomycetes; Eurotiales; Aspergillaceae
Product: putative MFS multidrug transporter
Exons: 5
Coding region: 1-1680 (559 amino acids)
Biological process (GO): transmembrane transport
Molecular function (GO): transmembrane transporter activity
Source: RefSeq, a predicted model, not a curated record
AUGAGUCACCACGAAGACCCUUUCUCCAAUCAAGAUCAGGCAGAUGGAGACGUUGAGAAGCAAGAUGACAGUGAUGGUGAAAUCCGUCCUCCUGGGGGCACCCAUAGGCCCAGCCGCCGAAAGAAAGAGGGUGCAGAUGGAGCUGUCAAUGGACAUGCCAGAGAAGAGUUGAAAGAAUGGGAGUGCUACGACAAGCUAGGAUAUUCCUAUCCCUGGUGGAAGAAAUGGGGUAUCAUCUCCAUCAUCUUUGCUGUCCAAACAUCCAUGAACUUCAAUGCCAGUUUCUAUGCCAGCAGCAUCACUCUGUACGCGAAACACUUCAGCAUCUCAGAGCAGGCCGCACGUGUUGGCCAGAUGGGAUUUCUCGUUGCUUAUGCAUUUGGCUGCGAGUUUUGGGCGCCCUUCAGCGAAGAGUUUGGUCGAUGGCCAAUAAUGCAGCUUAGCUUGUUCUUCGUCAAUAUUUGGCAGAUCCCCUGCGCUUUGGCUCCCAACUUUGGCACCAUUGUUAUCUGCCGCAUCCUUGGGGGUCUAUCCUCCGCCGGUGGUUCCGUAACACUCGGAAUGGUAGCAGACAUGUGGGAGCCAGAGGGCCAACAAUAUGCUGUGGCCUUCAUUGUGCUAUCCUCCGUGGCAGGCUCGGUCAUUGCCCCGAUCGUUGGAGGAUUCGUGGCAACCUUCCUUUCCUGGCGUUGGAAUUUCUGGAUUCAGCUUAUCCUUGGAGGCUUUGUGCAGAUAUUGCACUUCCCCAUUCCAGAGACCAGGUGCAGCAUCCUCAUCACGAGAGAGGCUAGGCGAAGACGGAAAAACGGGGAUAUGGUAUGGAGCGGUGACGAGCUGAAGAAAACUCGCUUGUCCUUCCGCUGGGUGUUCAUGGUUUGGAUACGACCGUUUGUUAUGUUCGUGCGCGAGCCUAUCGUCUUGUGCCUCUCUCUGCUCAGCGGCUUCAGCGAUUCUCUCAUCUUCACUUUCCUUCAAUCCUAUACGCCGGUAUACAAGCAAUGGCACUUCACUACGAUUACAACUGGACUUGCUUUCCUCCCAAUUCUGGUGGGCUAUUUUAUUGCCUAUUUUUCGUUCAUUCCAUGGAUUUAUCGGCAUUGCAAGAUAAGACAGAAAGACCCAGAUGCUCUUCAGCCAGAAGUUCGUCUUUAUUGGCUGCUAUGGGUGGCUCCUCUGUUGACAAUUGGCCUAUUUGGAUUCGCGUGGACUAGUCUUGGUCCACCUCAUGUCCAUUGGAUUGCGCCUAUGAUAUUUUCAGCCUUGAUAGCUAUUGCUAAUUACGCCAUUUAUAUGGCCACAAUUGACUACAUGAUUGCCGCGUAUGGCCCAUAUGCCGCCUCGGCCACAGGAGGAAACGGAUUCGCGCGUGAUUUCUUGGCCGGUAUUGCAGCGAUGUAUUCACUGCCCAUGUACACACACAUGGGUACAACACAUCACCUUGAAUGGCCUUCCACCUUCCUGGGAUUUAUGGCGAUCCUCUUCACCAUUCCAAUAUACAUAUUCUAUUGGAAAGGUCCUAGGAUUCGGGAACUGUCACCAUUCGCGCAGACCUUGGAUUCCGACAGAAAGAAGGCUGGCCGCAGGGUUUCUUCCUGUGGUUCCGGUGAUCCAGAUCCCGUUGAAAGAUAUCUGUCUGGACGUUCCUCGGAGGAGGCCAGAACCAGAUCCAGAUCCGGUUGA